This is a messenger RNA of Spirometra erinaceieuropaei, 2929 nucleotides long. NCBI's taxonomy places the organism in Eukaryota, Metazoa, Platyhelminthes, Cestoda, Diphyllobothriidea, Diphyllobothriidae. The record is from the annotation of a GenBank genome assembly.
AAUACCACAAGCACACCUACUGAACAAACAAUAGUACGUAAGGUAGCCGUAAUGGAAGACCUGUGGCCGCUUAUUUGGCACCGGUCCAAAUUUCUUCCGAUGAAUAAUCUAUCACACGCAUGCAACAUGCCUACCUAAAUGUCGAUUUAGAUACCGGCAACGUCGUUCACAAUGGAAGUGGCAUUUGAAUAACACCCGUGAACUGCAAUUCACUCAGGUUCCCACCAUCACAUUUGAGACAAUGUGUGAUAUCUGACUGGCCUUCCGAAUUCGAACCGAUUACUUGCUUUAGGCUUGACUGCAGUUUGCAGCCAAUUUCAUUGUUAGGAUCCACGGGAGGUCGGUUGAAUUCUAAAUUACAUCACCGUGAUCAUCUGGACAUCGCAUUGCCUACGCAGCUCAAGCACAGUGAAUGAAUGUAACGACACUCAUCCCCUGAUUAGAUUAGCCUGAUUUCUACGAGAAGAGGUCCUGACUUACAAACCUCUUCACGUCACUCGAACGUUGGUCAAAAGCACUGGACCAGAGACAUCCAGAUGCUGUUAUUUAUGCGAGAAUUGCCAUUUGCUCCCAGAUAAAGAAACAGGAUAUAGAAUGGCUGCAGGCAUGGAGUGAGCUCUGCUGAACGAAAUUCAAUGUCGGCACUUCAGUGUGGUAGUGCCAGUGAGGCGAAUGAAUAAUAUACAUUCAUGGGAGUAUCUCUCUUAUAAUCAAUCGCAUAAAAUAGGAAAUUGGCAAAACGUCCGUGGGGCAUUCGUAGCAGACCAUUUAAGCAUCACAACGCAGUAUUUCAAGGUCAAAAUGCUGGCAGCGUCAACUACGAGGAUAAUACGCAGAGUAUUUGGCGAACUGAGGUAAACAGAUCCCAGUCACCUGUAAUACGGGACCGAGGGUAGUAGGGUUAUUUACAGGUUGGGCCGGGGAACACACAGACCACGAGGUCAAGUAAUUGUACGACAAGAAAAGCGAUUGGAAUGCGCGGCUGUGCUUUGAGUGCUUGAGAAAUAGUUUCCCCAUCCCCUAAAACUAACCCCUAUCACAAACCUCCAAUCCCAACCCUAAACCCUAACCGCAGCCCUUAAUCAUAAACCUGAAACAUUCAACCCAAAACUAAGAAGGAGACGACAGGCCGAAAGUCAUGAAUGACCACAUGCAUUUGGGCCGAAGAAGGUAGGGACAGCAACAAAGAAACAAGGCCGCCAACAGAAGACACACCGCAAAGCACAGCAACGCCAUGCCAUCAAUUCACACCAACUAAAAAUAAUUAAGUAAGUCAACAGUAUUGUGUACAUCAGGUGAGGCUACAUAACCACAUCGUACUGACGGAAAACACACGCUGCAUCAGCUGACCUGGAUUAGUUUGCUUCACGAGGUGGUUAUUGCAGUGACUAUCUGCCGAGGUCAGGAGAGGAGCAUGGAAUGGUACAGAAGGACCGUGCCCAUAAAACACCAGAUGCGUUUGAUUCAUGAAAGUGCAUACUUCCCGUAGCACCUAGAAGUCUUAAGUGGGCAACAAAAUCAACGCGAAAAUUAGAGGGUAAUUACCGGCCAUAUCCAAUGUGUGCUUCGUAUCAGAGUGAAAGCAGCCACGGUGAUUUGCUGGUGCACUUGCUGGCACUCAACUCUCACCUGUGGCUCCACGUAGCUGGGCCUUGCUCAGCGGCCACACCCCGGGCAACCGUCUCGACCGGCGGGCUAAACCAGGUGAGGGGGCCCUGUGCGCUGUGCCGUGUGCACAGGGUUUGCGGACUCCGCUGGAUGGAAGGUCGGAUGGAAACUUGCGUCGGCACCGUCGUGACGUGGUCCGUCUCUGCACUCCGGACUGCCGGUGACAUGAUGGAACUCCUACUCGACCUCGCCUUGAUGCGCCCACCUACGUCGUCGGAGGCCGCAGCCUACGGCGAAUUCGAGUCGCUCUCCACUACAAACAUAAAACCGUGGUACCAUAGCGGAGUUCGGCCAAGCCAAUCGGCACAUGGCAGCCCUAUUCAGGGGUGGCACUGCCAGCCCCCUCGAGGGGAAGGGCCUAGAAAAGGUGGCGUAAACAUUGCUGGGCACCACGCCGUCUCCAGGCUAGCCAGGGCCGCAGACGUCUAAACAUGGUCGAAACAAUCAAAAUCGAAAGAACAACAAUACCUAUAACAAAAACAACCAUACUCAUCCUCCUCAUUCUAACUCGUCUUCACCUUCCUCCGUCUAUUCUUCUGCCUAUUCUUCUCCUUCGUCAUCUUCUCCUCCACCUCCUUCCCGUCGCCCCACUCGUUUUCCCCAGACUGACAGUUUGAGCCCACUCACUCUGGCAGCCUGGAAUGUUCGUUCCCUUUUAGACAAUCCGAGGAGCAACCGACCGGAACGGAGGACGGCGCUAGUGGCCCGGGAACUGGCGCGCUACAAGGUGGACAUCGCCGCACUCAGCGAGACCCGAUUCUCCGAACAAGGCCAACUGGAGGAGGUGGGUGCCGGUUACACCUUCUUCUGGAGUGGUCGACCCAGGGCAGAGCGACGGGACGCGAUGGUCGCCUUCGCCAUCCGGACCGACAUCGUGGGACGACUACCCUGUUUGCCGCAGGGUAUCAAUGAUCGCCUGAUGAGCCUCCGUCUGCAUCUGCGGAGUGGGGGCAAAUUCGCCACCAUCAUCAGCGCCUACGCUCCGCCGAUGAGCAGCCCUGACGCCGCCGCAAGAGACAAAUUCUACGAAGACCUGCACGCCCUCUUGGCGACUGUGUCGAAGGCGGACAAGUUGAUUGUCCUUGGCGACUUCAACGCUCGCGUCGGCACAGACCAUACUGCCUGGAGGGGAGUGCUGGGUCCUCAUGGUCUCCGCGGCUCCAACGACAACGGCCUGCUGCUCCUACGCACCUGCGCAGAACACCGCCUCAUCCUGACGAACACGUUCUUCUGUCUGCCGGAGCGAGAGAAGGCCACCUGA